GAAACUAAAAUCAACUUGAGUAACAAUGCAAGUGAAAUGAAAUUAAAAAUCUUAGAAGAGCAUCAGAAAUUAAUUGAUCGUGCGCCAUUUCAUCAAUUACAAAUUGAUAAUGCUAACUGUCUUAAUACCAUUGAAGGUAGAGAAAUUUGUGAAAAGUGUUAUAAAUCUCGAAAAUUCUUUUGUUACUCUUGUUAUUUACCUGUCAUUGAUAAAAAGUAUAUUCCACAAAUUAAGUUACCUAUUAAAAUUGAUAUUAUUAAGCAUAUUCAAGAAAUUGAUGGUAAAAGUACAGCAAUUCAUGCAGCUAUCAUUGCUCCAGAAGAUGUCAAAAUUUACACAUACCCAAAUUUUCCAGAAUUUUCAGAAACAGAAAAGGCAGUUCUUAUUUUCCCUAGCGUAACAGCAUUAAAUGUCAAAGAUUUAUUCAUAUUGAAAAAAGAACAAAACAUUGAAACUAAUACUAAAAUUAUAAAAAAUGAAUUACCAAUAACCAGAGCAGUAUUUAUAGAUAGUACUUGGCAUCAAACAAAAUCAAUAUACAAAGAUCACAGAUUACAAAAUCUUCCUUGUGUUAUUUUAAAGUCUCGAAUAUCACAGUUUUGGAGACAUCAAAAAAAAAGUCCAAGGUGGUAUUUAGCAACGAUAGAAGCAAUUCAUCAAUUCCUUGUUGAAUUACAUACGUGUGCAUAUGGAAAAAUCGAAAAUUAUUCAGAAGUCGAAGGCAUGUCAUUAAUAAGUGAUGCAAAAACAAUUGUAACUGAAUUAGACUUGUUUCAACCUUACAAUGGACAAUAUGAUAAUUUAUUGUACUUUUUUAAGUACAUGUAUGAAAAGAUACAUCUUAUAUACGACCAUGAUAAAUUGUGGGCUUACAAAAGGCCUUUAAUUUAGUAUUGUUACAUAGGGAAUAAAUAAUUUUAAU
Messenger RNA from Ceratosolen solmsi marchali, 922 nucleotides. RefSeq names its product DTW domain-containing protein 1. Lineage: Eukaryota; Metazoa; Arthropoda; Insecta; Hymenoptera; Agaonidae. Gene Ontology annotation, molecular function: tRNA-uridine aminocarboxypropyltransferase activity. The coding region runs from base 37 to 891 and encodes 284 amino acids. Gene Ontology annotation, cellular component: nucleus. The transcript has 4 exons. The record is from RefSeq and is a predicted model, not a curated record. Gene Ontology annotation, biological process: tRNA modification.